ACCAAAACAUAAACAAUGAUGUCCAGGGAUUUACAAAUGGCGGCGGAUAUCUUUCAGGAAGAAUUAACAGCACAGCCAUUUGGUGCACACGAAUACAGUCCGUCUCAUGAAAGCGACUAUAGUGAUUUCUUAUCACCGACAAGAAGUGUUGAAAACGAGUUAGAGCACGAUGCGGAUUCAGAUUCAUCUGGUGAAGAUAGAGUGUUUGAAAAUAAAGCACGUGGUCAAGAAUUUAAAAAGAAACUCAAAAGACGCACAUCUUCUAAUGUAUUUACAUUUAAAAGACACGCUGACAAUGUUCAAAACAUGCAGAAAGUUAAUAUAGACGAAUUUACAGAACUUGAUUUAGAUUUAGCCAACACAUACAAACAUUUAAACUCUAAUUCCAAACAAUUAUUUUUUCAAAAAAAGUCACAUUCUUUUUCCUCCUCUACUGACGAAAAUGAUUCCAGAAGUUCUAGCUCUAAAACACUCCCCUUAAAAGCAAAUAUUGAAUCAAUUUCUUCUACAUCCACAGAGGAGUGCGAUGAUUUGAAACAUAGAUCAAAGAAAACAAGUGCAGUAGAUGGCCUUCUGUUUGAAAUUUACGAUAGAUACCAUAGCCGUGGUGAAUUAUCACAUGUCGUAGACAGUGAUAUAACAGAGUGCUCAACUACUAGCUUUACAAGUGUUUAUGUUGCUUCAAGUUUUGAAAACGAUGAUCGUCCAAGAUUGGACAAAAGUUAUUUGCAAACCAAAGAAGUUGAGGAGUUAGAAAAAAUGGUAAGAGAACUAAAACGUGGUACUAACAUGCUAUCGUCAAAACUAGUACGACUGCUCAAACAAAGAGACCGAUCAGCUCACAAGAUACAAGACAAUUUCAAUGUUUUAACUGCUUUGUUGCAAGCUAUGUCGCAGAAACGACGUGUUGAUACCAGAAUCCGUUUUUCAUUUAUACCACGUCCAGGAAAAAGAGGUUUUAGACAAUGGGUGGAUGCUGUGAAAGCCGUUGCAAGAAUAUAUCCUGGAGUUCCAGCCGCAUGGCGAAAAAGAACCUGGUUAUCACUUGCUGAAUAUUUUUUAAAGGACGCUGAUUGGGAGAAAAUAAAGAGACUUUGUUUUAAUGACAGGCGGAACCCAGAUGAUGAUGAACUAGACACACAAAUUGUUAAGGACUUACAUCGUACAGGGUGUGGUUGGUUCUUUGAGCAUGACACAGCUGAAGAUAGGGCAAGCUUAAAAAGAGUGCUAUUAGCAUAUGCAAGAUGGAACAAAUCGAUUGGUUAUUGUCAAGGAUUUAAUGUCAUUGCUGCACUUAUUUUGCAAGUUAUGGAGGGUAACGAAGAACAUGCUUUAAAAGUGAUGAUAUUUUUAGUAGACUAUGUACUACCUCGAAAUUAUUUUGCAAAUAAUUUACGAGCAUUAUCGGUGGACAUGGCAGUGUUACGAGAUUUGAUGUUAAUCAAACUACCAGACCUUGCUAACCACCUUCAGCAACUUCAAAAGGAGGCUAUGGAUAAAUCAACUAACUCCACAGCUAGUUAUGAACCUCCACUCAUAAACAUGUUUACCAUGCAGUGGUUUUUGACCUUAUUUGCAACUUGUUUACCAAGGAAUACUGUGUUAAGAAUAUGGGACACUGUUUUGUUAGAAGGGUCGGAAACUCUGCUACGUGUUGCAUUGGCAAUAUGGGCGAAACUAGGAACAUAUUUUGAUAACGUCUUGACAGCUUCUGAUUUCUACAUGAAGAUGGGGAAACUCAUUCAAGAGCUGAUCAGUGAUGACUUUAUUGAUGUGCAGAAGCUGAUGCAGGCGGUUUAUCAAAUGGCUCCAUUUCCUUGGACAUGCUUGAUUGAUCUCCGUGAAAAAUAUACUUACGAUAUCCAUCCAUUUAGCACAUUUACUGCAGAAAAGGAUGAAUCCAAGAAAAUUGUCAAUGUCAAACCUGUGAGUGACGAAGAAGUCGCUGAAAGUGAAGACGAAGGAAUGGUUGGUUGUUUGGGUUUCGUGUCCAGCCAAUCAGAUUCACCGAUUAAGCAUCGAUCGAAAACAGAGGCGCGCAAGACAAUGCGGCAAAGUAAAUCUGAUAUUACAAAAGCCACUCCAGGUGCGUAUAUCACUGACCAAGACACCCAGAACGCGUAUAAAGCACAGAUUAAAGAAAAAGAAAUAUUACGAGAAACGGAAAAAAUGGACCUAGGUAAAUUGCGGAACCAAUAUGGUCGAAUGCGAAGGUUACAACAGAAAGCUAUGCUUGUUUUUAAUUCCAACGACUUUAAAGACGAGUCGAACCGUUUGAAGAACCCACCCUGUGCUAUCAACCAUUUAUUUGUCGACGUCAGCAAAGUUGCUCCUCCAAGGACAAGAUACCGAAAGCCGUCGAAUUUUCCCGCCUUAAAAGCACCGAGCAAAGGUACACCAUCUUUAAAACCCGUCAAAGAAUCUUCAAGUAAAAUAAUACACGAAAAUGACUUCUCAAAUAGUAUAAUGACGACUUCGCAGAACAACAACAGAGUUAAUAGUAGUAUUUCGCCAAAUGUUAUGGCCGACAACGCUUCAUUUACGAGUCCGUAUGUGACGCGCGAGAUACAAGCGAUUCCUGAUGAACCUGAAGCACACGCGUUUUCUAGUUGUGACGAUACUGCGUCUACACCAAACACAAACAGUUUCCACAACAACGCUAAAAUACCUAAUACCAUUCAUUUUAACAAAAAGAAUGACGCGGAAUUGAAGUCAACUUCUCUGCUGUAUCAAAUCGAUAAAAGCGCUCUUUACCCUUCGAACUUCAAACCUUUUCCGCACCGAAACUCAAACGCGAAAAAAAAAGUAAGAUGAGAUUACCCACAAUGCUACUUUUUAUUUACGUUUCUUCGCAAUAGAUGAUAUCUUUUUUCUGGAGUUGGUGAAUUUAUUUAUUUAAUGAUUUAUAUUAUAUUUUUUCAAUCAUUUAAUUUUAUUUUUGGUGCGUUGCAUGGCAUAUUUACACUAAACUUUAUAGUGAUGUGUUUGGAAGUAAUCUAAGGAACAUAUACCAUGUCGGGUAAAAGCGAAAGAAUUUUUUUUCCGUGUUUCGGUAGCACAAUGUUUUUCUCGCGCAUAAACAGACAAACGGAAUACGGCUAUUAUUAAAGAGAGAUGUAAAAAAAUCCACGUGACAGUCUUCUUCUUUUGCGUUGAGAACAACGGACGGAAAAAAUAGGCGACAGAACGCCGUGUUUCAAACUUAUAAUAAAAUUCUUGCAAUUUGUUUCUGAAAAGAGAAGAGGAUAGCUGUAUGGAUCAGCUAUUCUGUGAUUCCAAGUCGUUUUUUUUUCGUUGCAUAUUAAACUGUUUAUUUAUUACAAAUAUAUUUUUGUUAUGAGAAAGAAUUGAACUGUAUAUCUUAUUGCAACAUAGAAUUUAUUUAUUUGCGAAAAUAUUUCUUUCACCGUAA
This is a messenger RNA of Hydractinia symbiolongicarpus, 3412 nucleotides long. RefSeq names its product TBC1 domain family member 30-like. Lineage: Eukaryota; Metazoa; Cnidaria; Hydrozoa; Anthoathecata; Hydractiniidae. Gene Ontology annotation, cellular component: endoplasmic reticulum. The transcript has 11 exons. The coding region runs from base 16 to 2814 and encodes 932 amino acids. The record is from RefSeq and is a predicted model, not a curated record.